AUGGCCCAAGAAAAUUAUCAGCUGAGAGAAUUGGCUUUGGCAGCAAAGAAACUACAAGAUGUACAUGUGGAUUCCUUGGAUCCAGAGCUUGACUCCUACUGUGCGACCAUCGGGAAGAAGGGCUAUGCUGGGAGCUGCAGCUGUUACUGGGAAGACUCUGAACUAAUGAAGGGACAGGUGACACAGAACAAUGAAGACCCCUUUCCAGAGCACACAGUCGGCCUCAUUAGGAUCAAGUCAACACUGACAUCAACCAAUCAUUUAUUCAACAUUGUAGCUAAACGUACACAGGCUGUUGCUAAGGCGGCUGCGGUGGAGACUUCUGAGAGGACCAACAUUCGGCGUCCUAGUGACGGAAUAAAGUUGGCGCCAGCGUCGCCAGGGAGUGCGUCACUAUUCACGGGCGAUCGGGGGCGGGUCCAGGCGGAGUCACGUGGUUUGGUUGCCUACGCGCUGCUGGGCCGUGGGAAGAUGGCGGACGGAAAGGGAGACGCCACCGCCGGGGCCGGGGCUGAGGCUCCGGAGGUCCCGGGAGCCGGAGCCGGAUCCGAGACUGAGUCCAUGGCUAGGAGUCAUCGCCCUGCAUCUCCCGCGCCGGGAGCCCCGGGCCUGCGACCGUGUCUCUGGCAGCUGGAGACUGAGCUGAGGGAGCAGGAGGUGUCCGAGGUCUCAUCUUUGAACUACUGCAGGAGCUUCUGCCAGACCUUACUGCAAUAUGCAAGCAACAAGAAUGCAUCAGAACACAUUGUGUAUCUUCUGGAGGUAUACCGCCUUGCUAUCCAAAGCUUUGCCAGUGCACGUCCAUUUUUAACUACUGAAUGUGAAGAUGUUCUCCUAGUGCUUGGCAGAUUAGUCCUGAGUUGUUUUGAAUUACUACUUUCAGUGCCUGAAAGUGAACUGCCUUGUGAAGUCUGGGUACCAUUCCUUCAGUCUCUUCAGGAGUCACAUGAUGCAUUAUUGGAAUUUGGGAAUAAUAAUCUACAAAUAUUAGUUCAUGUUACAAAAGAAGGAGUGUGGAAAAACCCUGUUCUUCUUAAAAUUCUCUCUCAACAGCUGGUAGAAACAGAGGAAGGACUAUCUCUCAGGUCUUUUGGUCGGUGGAACACACUUUGAGAAAUGCCUGGUUUAGAGGAAACAGCACCACUGGCUUUGGAAUCCUUGUUAACAAAUUGAUUGCACAAGAAGGACCUUCCUUUCUUCAAAUGCGAAUCAAACAUUUGUUGAAAUCUAACUGCAUCCCCCAAGCCACUGCUUUAUCAAAACUGUGUGCAGAGUCUAAAGAACUUUCACAGGUG
Phodopus roborovskii (desert hamster) is the source of this 1295-nucleotide messenger RNA. Its product is annotated as zinc finger protein Rlf-like. Gene Ontology annotation, biological process: regulation of transcription by RNA polymerase II. The record is from RefSeq and is a predicted model, not a curated record. The transcript is spliced from 8 exons. Bases 1 to 1113 code for a protein of 370 amino acids. Gene Ontology annotation, cellular component: nucleus. NCBI's taxonomy places the organism in Eukaryota, Metazoa, Chordata, Mammalia, Rodentia, Cricetidae. Gene Ontology annotation, molecular function: DNA-binding transcription factor activity, RNA polymerase II-specific; DNA binding.